CGUCCUCAGAGCGCUGUACGCUUUCAAGGGAGGACAUGCGGCGAUAGCAAUGAGGUGCUGUACGUAGGAUAUCUUAUAAACCUUUCGGCUGACUCCUCUAUGAUUCAGCCACAAUAUACUAUAUCACAUAACCACCCAAUUUAAGCUUGAAUCAUGGCAGACGCCAAGCCGCCCUCUGACAGACCUCAGAGGAAGAUGUCCACUACAGGGGACAGUUUAUACAAGGUGCUGGGACUGGAGAAAGGAGCCACAGCAGAGGACAUUAAAAGAGCUUACAGAAAACUGGCUCUGAAAUACCAUCCAGACAAGAAUCCAGAAAAUCCUGAAGCUGCAGAAAAGUUUAAAGAAAUUAAUAAUGCCAACUCAAUCCUCACUGAUGAGACUAAGCGCAAGAUCUACGAUGAGUACGGUUCCAUGGGACUCUACGUGUCGGAGCAGUUUGGAGAAGAGAGUGUCAAAUACUACUUCCUCAUGUCAAAGUGGUGGUUCAAGGCUACAGUCAUGUGCUGUGCGGUAUUCUCCUGUUGCUGCUGCUGUUGCUGCUGCUGUUUCUGCUGUGGAAAGUGCAAACCACCAGAGGAGGAUGAAAACUACCAGUACGUGGACCCAGAAGACCUGGAGGCCCAGAUCAAAGCAGAGCAGGAUGGAGGAGGCGCAGAUGUCCCUAUUUUGAUCCAGCCCAGUUCCACGGCCAACACCUCAGAGUCUAAGCAUUUCGCAGCCAGCCAGCCCGUGUACAACACCCAGAAGUGAGCCACCUGCCUGGCCCUGGUCCCGGUCAUCCUCAAGGGGUCCUGCUGACGGACUGUAAAGGCCCCUAAUGUAGUGUGCUUAUUGCAGGGCAUCACGGCACCAGGACUAAACUGUGCCACUUGCGCCACACCCUGACUCUGACCCACUGGAAACAAGUGGCACUUUGCCAAAAGACAAGGAAGCCUCUGCCAAUCUCACUUUAUCUGUGUCUCCAUUUGUGUGUACAUCUGUCUGUUCGCUCGUCUAUAACCACACGCUCAUUUCAAAGUCAUAUUAGACUGGUGCCAUUGGGCAGCGCUGUAGAAUGGGAAGUGGGUUUUAAUUUUGGGGGUGGUUUUGUUUUUUUCUGGUCCUGGCUAUUUAUUUAUUUCAUUCGAUUUUUUUUUUUCUACUGUGUUCGAAGCAUGGAUAUGAGUGGAAUGAUCAUAUGAGUGCAUGCAAAGCAAUAACAGCAUGCCUCUACUAUACAGCAUAGGAACAUGUGCGCAAAAACCUUCCCACUUCUCUUCAUCCACAUGCAGAGCCAUUAUGUGGCUUUUUUUAUUAUUAGUUUAAGUUUGCAGUCAUCUGUUACAUUUUGCUUUGUUACAUUUCAUUGGAGAUCCAAUCAAUUUUGUGCUGCAUAACGACUCUUCCUAAUGACCGAAGCCAAGGCAGACGCAUGUCAGCUGACAUGCUAUGCUCGGUCGUGCAUUUCUCUAAAAAGAUCGAAACACUUGAAUAUAGGCUAGUAAAAGUAAACAUUUUUUUUUUUCCUAUGCACUUUUUUUUUUCCACAGGAGGCUUCUGAUGCAAAUCCUAAUGUCUUCAGCAAUUACUAGUCAACUGCAAAAGCGCGCUACAUUUAUAAAUGUGAAUUUUUAAUUUGCUUAAAUGGGCUGAAAUGGGAUCUUCCAGACUUUUUGAUGAACGCUAUGCCAAAUCAUCGAGCGAAUCUAUGCUUUCUUCGUGCUCUUAGGAAAAAUAGGCAACUAUUUUUAAUGGUCUUAUUUAUUUGUAUUAUAUCAGAAUCGGGAUUGUGACUUGUUCUGAUUGAAAAGGAUGCACUGUGUAAACUUUGAUUUCAGAAUCUGCAAGAGCCUCAUUUUAGCAAUAAGGAAAUGCCCGUCAUGUUAAAUGUGAAGGACUCAGUCAGGUUACCGUUAGAAAUUCUACAUUAGAGCGAGUAUGUUUUUUAGAUGCCAAAUGUUUCCCCUAUAAGCUGUUGUUCUGAAUGCAAUAGUGUAAAUCUUUUUGUUUCAGUGUGCAAAUAGUAAUGUAUGUCAUAAAUCCAGGUAGUGUAUGGUCAUGUCCGUUCUGGGGGGCAUUUUCUUAUAGCCAAGACGUUUCUCUUUUAUUUUGGAAAGAAAAAUAAUUAUGUCAGAGAAUAGACUUGCCAAAUGAUAAGCAGAUGAAGGCAGAUAUUCAUUAGAAAGCAUUGGGAUAUGAUCUGCUUCCAAACCAACUCUUUCUUCCUUUUCUCAUUUUUAUUUAUCACUGGAUUCGCACUUAAUUUCAGUGGACAAGGCCCAUUUCUGCAAUCAACAUUUAUGUUUUUUUAACAUUUUUGGCAUCUGUUUGGGGUGCAAAUUGAUGAUUUUAAUUCAUUUUUGAGGUUUUGGCCUCUUCGCCAGUGCACAGAUUAAGUUUUACAAUGCUGUGUGUAUGGUAGAAACCUGUUUGAAAGGGCCGAAAAAAGCUGAAUUUGGUCAGAUAUGAGCUAUGAACCACGGCACUACAUCGUUACCUUCCUCCUGUUUUUAUUCAACAUGGUUCGUAAGGCAUCACAUUUC
Messenger RNA from Danio aesculapii, 2525 nucleotides. It is a transcript of the gene dnajc5ga, whose product is annotated as DnaJ (Hsp40) homolog, subfamily C, member 5 gamma a. The coding region runs from base 154 to 753 and encodes 199 amino acids. The transcript is spliced from 5 exons. The record is from RefSeq and is a predicted model, not a curated record. NCBI's taxonomy places the organism in Eukaryota, Metazoa, Chordata, Actinopteri, Cypriniformes, Danionidae.